AUGUCAAAGAUGAUAAUUAAAGCAAAAAAUAAAGAAUUGAGUGAAAAACUCUCAUUAAUAAUUAAAAGAUGGUCAUCAAUAGAACAAUUUGAUACACAAUUUUUAGAUAUAUGUACCUGCGAAUCAUAUGAAAAGGGUAGAAUUGUAAUGUCAAUGGUUGUAGAGCAAAGACAUUGCAAUGGUUUAGGUACAUUACAUGGUGGCAGUAUAGCAACUCUAAUUGAUGUUAUAUCAACAUUUGCAAUUAUAAGUACAAAUUUAGAUGAUAUAAAUCCAGGUGUUUCAGUUGAACUUAGUACGAAAUAUUCAACAGCAGCACCUGUUGGUUCUAAAAUUUUUAUAGUUUCAUCAAUGUAUAGACAAGGAAGAAAUAUCGCAUUUACAGAGACAACAAUUUAUUUAGGUUCUGAAGAUAGUGGUUUAGUUGUAGCUAAAGGUUCACAUACUAAAUUUUUACCAAUUAAACCAAAAUUUUAA
Dictyostelium discoideum AX4 is the source of this 477-nucleotide messenger RNA. RefSeq lists its product as hypothetical. Gene Ontology annotation, molecular function: fatty acyl-CoA hydrolase activity; hydrolase activity, acting on ester bonds; deacylase activity. NCBI's taxonomy places the organism in Eukaryota, Evosea, Eumycetozoa, Dictyosteliales, Dictyosteliaceae. Gene Ontology annotation, cellular component: nucleus; cytoplasm; mitochondrion. Bases 1 to 477 code for a protein of 158 amino acids. The transcript has 3 exons. The record is from RefSeq and is a predicted model, not a curated record.